AUUAUAUUUUCUACCAAAAAAUAAAAUACAAUACAAUUCAGACUCCUUCCCUUCCCUUCCCUUCUAUCACUCCAAAUACCGCACAAAAAGCCUAAAGCCUAAAGCCUCUCCCCAAGCGAAUCCCAUGGCUUCCUUCUGCUCAGAUCAGAUCUCGCUUUCUCUCUCUAACAAGCAACCAUUUCAUAGCUAAAUUCACCCCCUCACCCAAUAAUGUUCCCAAUUUUCUAGAAAGAUAAAGAUUCAGAUUGAGAUUAACAGAAACAUUACAAUUCCAUGGCUACCUUACAAAAAUUCAAGCUCCUCGCCACUCAAUGCGCCGUCGCAGGAAGUCCGACAAGGAGCCCAUCGGCGAGCCCUGUCAUCCAUCUACGCCGGCGAAAGACACUCCGAAUGCUCCUCAACCGUCCUGAGAGGAGGCUCCCGCGGCGGGAAAUGUCAUCGGACGUUACGGAAAUAGAUGGAGAAGACGGCGAAGAUCCGCCACCGAUGAAGAGCAAGGAAGUUAGGGCUCGACGGAAGUUAAAGGAUCUGUUCGUAUCGUCUCCGCCGCCUCUAGAGGAUAGGGUUUGCAAUAAGAGAGGAGGCGAUGGAGAAGAAGAACAACGCGGAUUGUUACCCGGAACUACGGCAAGUGUAGAAAGUGGCUUCGGCGUCAGCUUGGUGGCUCGGCGCCGCGGAUUCGGGUCGCUACGGCCGGUUACAGCGGGGUUUCGUUAUAGAUUGCUCAGAAGAGCUUGGCGGCCCGUGCUCGUUACUAUCCCAGAGUGAAAAAAAAAAAGAGAAAAAUGUAUGAGAAAUUGGAAAAUAUUUUUAUUUUAUUUUAUUUGUUUAUAAAUAUAUAUAAAAUAUUUCUCUUGUGAAAA
Messenger RNA from Humulus lupulus (European hop), 863 nucleotides. RefSeq lists its product as uncharacterized. Lineage: Eukaryota; Viridiplantae; Streptophyta; Magnoliopsida; Rosales; Cannabaceae. The transcript has a single exon. The record is from RefSeq and is a predicted model, not a curated record. The coding region runs from base 274 to 768 and encodes 164 amino acids.